Thunnus maccoyii (southern bluefin tuna) is the source of this 9394-nucleotide messenger RNA. It is a transcript of the gene agap1, whose product is annotated as ArfGAP with GTPase domain, ankyrin repeat and PH domain 1. The transcript is spliced from 19 exons. Gene Ontology annotation, cellular component: nucleus. The coding region runs from base 796 to 4530 and encodes 1244 amino acids. The record is from RefSeq and is a predicted model, not a curated record. NCBI's taxonomy places the organism in Eukaryota, Metazoa, Chordata, Actinopteri, Scombriformes, Scombridae. Gene Ontology annotation, molecular function: GTP binding; GTPase activator activity; protein binding.
UCCGCUGCUCGGUGUCGGUGCGGACCGGAGUGUGUUCCCACAGCAGCGGAGCGGAGGAGGCACCGGGACCGCUGCUGCCGAGCCUUGUGUCGCUGUCAGGGGGAGGGUUGAAGCCAGAGUGGGUUUUUUUAGGAGAAGAGGAAAGGGUGUGCAAGGCUCGGAGACCCUGCUCUCUCUCUAAAAAAAAAAAAAAAAAAACACCGACAUUUGAAUCACAAUUGAAGCCGGAGCGAGGUGAAAGAGGCCCGGCUGGCUGGCUGGCUGCGCUGCGGGGGAUGUGCGCACACAAUGGGAGACGACGCGCUGGCACCGUCCGGGACGCGGCGGUAGAAUAAUAUUUACCUCUCCGUGUUGUUGGGAAUGGAGACGCGGAUACCGGAGCAGGAUCCAGAGCUGUCAGCGGAGGACUCCCGGUAAGGAAAGGACUUCCUCUGUCCCGUGCAGAAAGUGUUUGUGCACGCCGGGGGGAGCGCUGCUGUAACCCCGGAGAGAGGAGCGGAGAGGAGCGGAGAGGAGGACGCGCUGCUGCUGCUGCUGCAUUUGUGGCCAGUUGAAAUUCCGCUGGGAUGAACGCGGAAUGUAUUUCCUGCGUCAAAGCGCGCGCUGUUUACACAUCUGGAUGAAAGAAUAAUCAGUUAUUGCCCCGCAGAGAAACGCUUUAAGGUAAUUUAACCCUCAUGCACAUCAUCUGUCUGCAGGCUGAUUCAUAGAAACCAGUAAUAAUAGUCUUAAUAUCAUAAAGACUGUAGGAUCAGUUCAAGUUAAGUCUGGGAACGCUGAGGAGGAAUAUUUGGGAUGUACCUGCUGGACAGUAACUGCACUGAAAGGAUGGAGAGGGGCACGCCUCAGAGGAAGACCGUGUACCGGAUCUCCCUCACCCUGGUGAAGAGGGAGAGUUUGGAGGAGGACGAGGACGGAGGAGGGUCGGGCUCCCGGCGGGCGGAGAACCCUAAAGUGGGAGCGUUCAGGCGGGAGGGCUCGGUGGAGAUCCAGCGGAGCGGCCUGCUGGAGCAGCUGCAGGAGGUGGAGGACGAGUCGGACGACUUGUCAUCGUCUCACAGCUACAUGAGGAACUUCAGGACGUUCAGCACGGGUCAGCUGGAGCUGGGCAGGCUGAAGGUGUCCAGGAAGCAUCACCUACAGAAGGAGCUGAAGGAGAAGGCCACCAGCCCGUUAGCCGAGACCACGACGCCCCCCAGCCAGGAGGACACGCAGGGGGAGAGCGGCGAGCAGGAAACGCAGGAUUCAGACAGGCUUAAAGAGGAUAUUUGCACUGAAACUCCUCCGACAGAUGCUGCAGAGAGCGUGGAGAACGGCAGCGUGAGCAAGAAGAAGAGACUCCUGAAGGCGAGGAGCAUGGAGGAGAGGAGCAGCGAGCCUCCUCUCAACGCUAACGGCAAGAUGUCGCACUCCAAGAGCAACGGGAAAGCAGCCAAGGCUUUGUCCCCGGAGACGCCGCCGCCUCUGAAGCGUCCGGCCGGUCUGCUGCGCCGCAGCUUCAGCUUCAGACACUGGACGGGCGGCGAGCUGCUGCGCCUGCGAGCGCUCUCCAAGGACAAACACCACAGCAGCUCCGGCUGCAUCGGCAGAGACGCCGGGCCCGACGCCGCCGCCGAGAAGGACGCCGAGGCCGCCGUGGUGCUCCAGAACCCGACCUCCCGCUGCAACGACCCCACCAGAGAGAAGAGCCGGACGCUGGAGAUCGGCGCCGUCCUGAACAAGACCGACUCCAUGUCGGAGCUGAGCCGCUGGGAACGAGCGCGAGGCAGCAAGAACCGCACGCUGGACAACAGCGACCUGCUGCGUCUGGCGGCAGAGAAGGACGCGGCGGGAUCAGGGUUCCUGCUGCGAGGCGGCGGAGGACGCUCCAGCGAGAGGCGGCUGGUGCGUUUCUUCAGCGGGAUCUUCUCCAGGAGGGACGGGGCGUCCACCUCCACGCCGCUGGGGAGCCCCAGCACCAACAGAUCCCUCCGCCGCAGCAGGAGGACGCAGUCCAGCACGGAGAGCAUGAACGGAGGAAGCGCUGACGAUGCGUUUGUGAACAGUCAGGAGUGGACGCUGAGUCGGUCGGUACCAGAACUCAAAGUGGGCAUUGUGGGUAACCUGGCCAGUGGUAAGUCGGCGCUGGUCCACAGGUACCUGACAGGAACGUACGUCCAGGAAGAAUCACCUGAAGGCGGACGCUUCAAGAAGGAGAUCGUGGUCGACGGUCAGAGUCACCUGCUGCUCAUCAGAGAUGAAGGAGGCCCCCCGGAGGCUCAGUUUGCGUUGUGGGUCGACGCCGUGAUCUUCGUCUUCAGUCUGGAGGAUGAGAUCAGCUUCCAGACGGUUUAUCACUACUUCAGUCGACUCGCCAACUUCAGGAACACCACCGACCUGCCGCUGGUGCUGGUCGGCACGCAAGACGCCAUCAGCUCGGCCAACCCUCGGGUGAUCGACGACAGCCGGGCCAGAAAACUCUCCAAUGACCUCAAACGCUGCACCUACUAUGAAACCUGCGCCACCUACGGCCUGAACGUGGAGCGAGUCUUCCAGGACGUGGCUCAGAAGAUCGUCGCCACCAGGAAGAAGCAGCAGUUGUCCAUCGGGCCGUGCAAGUCGCUCCCCAACUCACCCAGUCACUCGUCUGUCUGCGCGACGCAAGUGUCGGCCGUCCACAUCAGCCAGACGAGUAACGGCGGCGGCAGUCUGAGCGACUACUCGUCCUCGGUGCCGUCCACGCCCAGCACCAGCCAGAAGGAGCUCCGCAUCGACGUACCGCAGACCACCAACACGCCCACGCCGGUCCGCAAGCAGUCCAAACGCCGCUCCAACCUCUUCACCUCGAGGAAGGCCAGCGAGCCGGACAAGGACAAGAAAGGCCUGGAGGCUCGAGCCGACAGCAUCGGCAGCGGGCGAGCGAUCCCCAUCAAACAGGGCAUGCUGCUGAAGAGAAGCGGUAAAUCCCUCAACAAGGAGUGGAAGAAGAAGUACGUGACGCUGUGUGACAACGGGCUGCUCACCUACCACCCCAGCCUGCAUGACUACAUGCAGAACGUCCACGGUAAAGAGAUCGACCUGCUGAGGACCACAGUGAAGGUUCCUGGGAAGAGGCCGCCGCGAGCCGUGUCCACCUGCGCCGCCAUGCCGAGCCCCAAAACCAACGGCCUGACGAAGGACAUGAGCAGCCUGCAGCUGGGACAGGCUCCAGGUUCGGUGACCAGCAGCUCGUCGGUGUCUCAGAUGGCGAGCGGCGUCAGCCUGGUGUCCUUCAACAGCCGCGGGCUGGAGGGGAUGCACCAGCGCUCCUACUCCGUCUCCAGCGCCGACCAGUGGACCGACGCCACCGUCAUCGCCAACUCCGGAGUCAGCACCGACACGGGCCUGGGAGACUCGGUCUGCUCCAGUCCCAGUAUCUCCAGUACCACCAGUCCCAAGAUGGAGCCGCCGCCGUCGCCGCACGCCAACCGCAAGAAGCACCGGCGGAAGAAGAGCACCAGCAACUUCAAAGCCGACGGCCUCUCUGGUACUGCGGAAGCCAAACGUAAAGCGUGGAAACUUAAUCGUGUUGGUAGUCUGCGCAGCAUUUACAGCAACAGUCUGGAUAACUCGGAAGAACAAGAGGAGAACUUUGAGUUCACCAUCGUGUCGCUGACGGGGCAGACGUGGCAUUUCGAGGCCACUUCGUACGAGGAGCGUGACGCCUGGGUGCAGGUGAUCGAGAGUCAGAUCCUGGCCAGCCUGCAGUCCUGCGAGAGCAGCAAGAACAAGUCUCGUCUGACGAGCCAGACGGAGGCGAUGGCUCUGCAGUCCAUCAGAAGUAUCCGAGGAAACAGCCGCUGUGCCGACUGUGAGACGCAGAACCCGGACUGGGCGAGUCUGAACCUCGGGGCUCUGAUCUGCAUCGAGUGUUCGGGCAUCCACAGGAACCUGGGCACCCACCUGUCCAGAGUUCGCUCCCUGGACCUGGACGAGUGGCCGCUGGAGCUCAUCAAGGUGAUGUCGGCCAUCGGCAACGAGCUGGCCAACAGCGUGUGGGAGGCCAACGCUCAGGGACACCUCAAACCCGGACCGGACGCCAGCAGGGAGGAGAGGGAGCGCUGGAUCCGGGCGAAGUACGAGCAGCGUCUGUUCCUGGCGUCGCUGCCCGGCACCGACCUGUCGCUGGGUCAGCAGCUGCUGCGGGCGACGGCAGAGGAGGACCUGCGCGCCGUCGUCCUGCUUCUCGCCCACGGCUCCCGACAGCAGGUCAACGAGACCUGCGGCGAGGGAGACGGACGCAACGCGCUGCACCUCGGCGGCCGCAAGGGCAACGUGGUCAUCACGCAGCUCCUCAUCUGGUACGGCGUGGAUCUGAUGGCGAGGGACGCCCAUGGUAACAGCGCCAUGGCGUACGCCCGACAGGCCAACAGUCAGGAGUGCAUGGACACGCUGGCGCAGUACGGCUGCCCCGACGAGCGCUUCCCGCUCAUGGCCACGCCCAACCUGUCGCGCCGCAACACCAACCGCAACAACAGCUGCAGCAGCGCCGGCAGCGCCGCGCUCAUAUGACCCCGCCCUCGCCACGUGACUCUUUUUUUGACAAAUGAACAAACUCUGAUUUUGGGAGAAUCCUGACGUUUAUUUUGGGAACCACUACCUGUUGUGACUCUAAGCCCCGCCCACCUCACCUGACAACCACCACUGCCGCCAAAAAACGGCUCGUUAAGCCUGAAACUGAUGGCGGGUCAGUGGCGGCGCUGCGUCCAUGUGUCUGAUUGGGAGAACACACGCAACAGGAAAAAAAAAACCCAAAGCAUGCUGGGAAAUGUGGUCCACAAUCACCUGAGCUUGGUGCUCUUCGGAGCGUUUUGGGAAAUAAUCAUGUGACUUAUGACGACCAAUGAGGACGCAGUCUGAAGCUCUACGGACAUCAUACCUCAUCACGUUAUUGUAACACUACGAGGCCAGUCGACCAAUCGCUCUGCUUUUUACCCAACAGCCAAUCAGAACCUGUCUUCUUCUUCUUCUUCUCUCUCAACACACGAAGAAGAAAACUGUGAGACGGAAAAUAUCCACGAAGGAAACGAGAGGGGGAGUCUGCAAUCCUGCUUAUCAUCAUCAUCAUCGUCAUCAUCAUCAUCAUCAUCACCUUCUGUCUUUACGAUCCUGCUCUGCAGCAUCAGUGUUUCUUCUCACCUGUAUUUUUUUGUUUUCUUAUGAAUUCUGUGAACUCUCCUGCCUUUUACACGUCUUUUGUUGUUUUGUUUGUUUUUUUUAUGUGAAAAAUAUCUCGAUGUAAAACUUUUAAGAGGAAAAAAAAAGAUCUUAGAGGUAAAAAAAGUGUGAUAGAUCGCAUGUCCUAGACACUUUUUGCUUUUGUUUUUUUAAUUUAAGGCAUUUUUUCCUGGAUUGUGUAUAUUGUAUCUUGAUGUGCAUUGCUGGACCAAUGGUUAAAAAUGUCAACAUGGGGAAGGGGAUUUUUUUUUUUGUUUGUUUUUGUUAUAUCGGGGUGUAUAAAGUCAUUCAGUGUACAGAAGCUCUUGCCAGGCUCAGGGACCGGAGACUGUCCGUUAGAAACACCCUGUUGUCUUUUCCCAACGACUCCUUCAACCAGGAUUUAACAUUCGAUUCCUUUUUCACUUCAGUCGACUCAGAAAUCAAAUCGAACUCAUGUUGGAGAUUCUAGAUAAAUCUGGACGAUAUGACCUCACAUCUGGUCACAUUUAUCUCCAUAAAGAUAAAUAGAACCACAACAAAUACACAUUUUUAUGGCUGCAACUAACGAUUCAUACACUGUUUGGUCUAGAAAAUGUCAGUUAAUUGUGAACCAGAACCAAAGAUAUUCAGUUUACCAUCAAAUAAUAAGAAAAUAAUUAUUCAUAUUUAGCUAAAACCAUUUUAUUUCAGCUCAUAUUGGACAUAAAUCUCUAACUGAUCAGGUUUACUUUUUAUAAAUUCAUCCUGAAUGAUCCCUAUAAGACCAGAUAAAAGAGAGAGAUUAGUAGAUCAAUCGAUUAGUCGAUCAACAGAAAAUGAAUCAGCAAUUAUCUGAUAAUCAAAUAAUUGUUUUAUUAAUUUUUUUAAACAUUUGCUGCUUCCAGCUUCUCAGAUUCAGGAUGUGAUUCUUUUCUUCACAGUAAACUGAAUAAUUUUGGGUUUUGGACAAAAUAAAGAAUCUGUGCACUGGUUUAUAGACCAACAGAUUAAUUGGUAAUGAAUAUAAUCGUUAAUUGCAGCCUGCGACCUCCUGGAUUGACUGAAUGGAGAGAGACCUGAACCUGGAGCCUGGAGAUUCACAUCCUGGUCCAACAACAUUUGAAUUGAAACUCUGUCCCUGAAGGCAGUUUUUAUUGUUGUAUGUAAAAAAUGGAAAAAGACGAGGAAUUAUUAAGCAGCUAAGAAGCCACACGGAGCGAAAAAGGGAAUUUUUACAUCUGUGAGUUUAGUCCAUGUUAAUCUGCUGUCAGCUCAGACCAAUCACACGAGACCGGUUUGUGUUUCUGUGGAUGAAGAUCUGUCUGUAAUGACAUGUGACGGUCUCUCCGAUCUGCUCAGCGAAUCACUAAGAAGGGCUUCUUCUUCUUCUUCUUCUUCUUCUUCUUCUUCUUCUUCUUCUUCUUCUUCUUCUUCUUCUUCUUCUUCUUCUUCUUCUUCUUCUUCUCUGGUCUGGAAAAAAACCUCCUCCAUGUAAAUAAUCUCUUUCUCUCUUUCUGUCGACAUGUAUAAUUAGAGAAUACAGGAAGUACUUACACCAGUCUGUCUGUCGGGUUGCAGAGCGGAAGUGUUUUUUCUGAUGUGUGGUCGUGUAGAAAAAACCGGAAGCAUGGACUGAAUGUUGCGUGUUUUUUGCUCCAUGUUGCGCUGAUUCAUCCAAGACAGGAAGUAGAAAUUUGGCGGUUUAACCAGACGUCUAAACCAGUGGUUCCCGACCUGGAAAUGUUUGUCUGUAAGGGAACAACAUGAAUCUGUUCAUUUCUACAAAAAUAAUUUUUCUUUUCCGUUUCAAACCCGCCUCCCAACGUGAAGUUGGACCAAUCAAUCAGCUCGUUAGACGUGCAGAGCCACACAACACGUUAAGACUUUUGCGUCGCGUGUGUCGGCUGCAACCGUUGCAACGUACUGUUACCCAUAACUCCCAGAAAUGUGUAUAUGUAUGUUCACUGAACCGUAGUUUUAGUCUGACGGGACAUGAGAUGGUUUACAGGAUGGGAAAUCCGAUGUGCGACCACAUGAGAGUCCAAAUUUGGUGAAGUCUGAGUUGAGACUGAGUCCAAAUGCAGUUGGGAACCACUGGUCUGAAGAUUUUGAUUCCACUUGGAACAAGUUUGUAGCUGCAGGUGAAUUUUGUCGCAUGUAUGCAAAAAUGUAAAAACCCACCUUCCCCACUCUGGCGACGUAGAUUUGACUGAACGCCGACUUCUUAUCUGGAUGUGAAAUGUGUGGACUGAUCAGGAUCGUCUGAGGAGAAGCUCCUUAACCUCGAUGUGUGUGUGUGUGAUGAUUUUUACCUUCGACACUAUGCUGCGUAUCAGCUGCUUCCUCCCCGAAUUUUGAUCAUAAACGUUGCUGCAGAGGUUGAGGAGCAGCUCUCGACCCGACUGUGUAUCCAAGCAAUAUUCACACAUCAAUCACCGUCGCGUCAUAACGUCAUACACCGCCAUCGCUGCAAUAUUCCCAUUACACCACACACACUCUGCCUGUUUGUAGAAAUGUUAGAAAGAGCUAAAAAGAAAGAAAUCCAUUUUUGUAACACUAAAACUUUCCGUUUUUUUGCCUUUUUAUUUAAACACCGGCCCUUAAUCUUCCUCUGAUUGCGUCCAACCUUAUUAUGUGCCACGUCCCCGAUUCCCCGACCAGUCGUCUCAGAGAUGACGUUUGAACUCCCGUAAAAAAAAAAAAAACUAAACCAAGAGGUUUGACCGCAACUUGUGUUUUUAAAGUGUUUUUAUUUAGUGUUUGUACACCCGACUCGUCCUGCGUCUGUCCUGAGCUAAGACGACAGGACAGGACAAAGACGUCCUUUAUUUAUGACAGAAAUGCACUAAAUCUGCUUCAGUUUGUCUGUCUUAAAACUGACUCUUUCCACUACAGUUUUCUUUAUUUCUCUAAUUAUUUUGGCAUGAAACUAACAUUUGCUUAUUUCUCUAGGUGGUGGCGACUUCUAGCGGUUUCCUCUGAACAGAUUUCUGCUCUUAUUUUAACAGCAUCCAAAUUUCGGGCAACUUGAAAAUCCAAACUCCAUUUAUCAGAGUUCAGGACCAGAGAAAGUUCAGUAACAUCUAUAGAUACUAAAAUAAACGCUUUCCCAGUAAAAUUCUGUUAAACCGCUCCGGAAACCGGAACCAGAGCAUUGUGUAGGAACAGAAAUAAUUUGUCAUGCUAACCCUUACUGCGGCUAGCUGUCAGCUAACAGUUAAAUUCUGUUAAACUGUUCCAUCUUUUCCUCAAAACAAAACCCAACAUGAAAAGUAGGGAACAUUUUUGAUAAUAGAAACAUUAUGUUAAGCUACAGCUAGCGAUCAAUUAGCUGAACUGCUGAGUUAUGCCGUUAAAGCUAACUGCAGCUAGCGAUGAACACACUAGCAUGGCAGCAUUGUUUCAGCUUCCAAGCUAACAGUUUAUACUUUCCCAGCUAUAUUCUGAUAAACUUCUUUGUCUUUUUCCUCAAAACAAAACCCUACAUGAAAAGUGGGAACAUUUUUUGAGAAUAGAAACAUAUCUCCAGCUACAACUAGCGAUCAAUCAGCUAAACUCAGCUAACCAAGAACUGCUGAGUCAUCUGUUGCUGAAGCAAACUGCAGCUAGCAGUGAACAGACUAGCAUGGCAGCAUCGUUUCAGCUUCCAAGCUAACAGUUUCUACUUUUCCAGCUAAAUUCUGUUAAACUGCUUUGUCUUUUCCACAUUUUUUGAGAAUAGAAGCAUCCUGUGAAGCUCCGGCUACAACUAGCGAACAAUUAGCUAAACUCAGCCAACAGGAAACCGCACUGACGUUUAAUCCCGUCAGUCGACAUUCGCCACCGCCGGCGCCGCCUCACUUGUACAUAGACUUUAACAACGAAACGAAGAAAAAACACGACUCCGUAUGGUCAACGUUUGGUUUGUAUGGUUGUUACCUCAUGUAGCCUUUAACCCCUAAGCCCCACCCACGUUAUUUAUAAACGCACCUAGCGAGGAAGACUCCGCCCCCCUCCAGCCUACGUUUUUGUAUAUUUUUCUCCGACCUCUCCAGUCCAUCCAUGUUUUAAUAUUAUGAUUUAUCAUCCAGACACAUUAAUGUUCUUAUUGUUAUUCUAAUUAUUAUUAUUAUUAUUAUUGUUAUUGAGUUUUGUUGGCUGUACAGUACCGUUGUUGAAAAAUUCUACCUAAUACAGAGUCUUCUACUGUAAUGUGUCUCUUUUCAAUAAAGACAAGAAUAAUGCUUCUUAAUAUAAA